GGUAACUAAAUGACCAUGGAAUCUGGAGCAGAGAACCAGCAGAGUGGAGAUGCAGCCGUUACAGAGGCAGAAACCCAACAGAUGACAGUACAGGCACAACCACAGAUUGCAACGUUAGCCCAGGUAUCUAUGCCAGCAGCUCACGCAACGUCUUCUGCGCCCACGGUGACCUUAGUUCAGCUGCCCAAUGGGCAGACGGUUCAAGUGCAUGGAGUAAUUCAGGCUGCCCAGCCGUCAGUUAUUCAGUCUCCACAGGUCCAGACAGUUCAGAUCUCCACUAUAGCAGAAAGUGAAGAUUCACAGGAAUCAGUAGACAGUGUCACAGACUCACAGAAACGAAGAGAAAUUCUUUCCAGACGACCCUCCUACAGAAAAAUUUUGAAUGACUUGUCCUCAGACGCCCCAGGAGUGCCAAGGAUCGAAGAAGAAAAGUCUGAAGAGGAAACGGCAGCACCUGCCAUCGCCACUGUUACGGUGCCAACUCCCAUUUACCAAACCAGCAGUGGGCAGUACAUUGCUAUUACCCAAGGAGGAGCAAUACAGUUGUCUAACAAUGGCACAGAUGGAGUACAAGGUCUCCAGACGUUGACUAUGACCAAUGCAGCUGCAACCCAACCUGGCACCACCAUUUUACAAUAUGCACAGACCACAGAUGGACAACAGAUACUUGUACCCAGCAACCAAGUUGUCGUACAAGCUGCCUCAGGAGAUGUGCAGACCUACCAGAUUCGCACCGCCCCUACCAGCACCAUUGCACCAGGCGUAGUCAUGGCAUCCUCUCCAGCACUUCCAACUCAGCCAGCAGAAGAGGCCGCACGGAAGAGAGAAGUGCGUCUAAUGAAGAACAGAGAGGCAGCACGUGAAUGUCGCAGGAAGAAAAAGGAGUAUGUGAAAUGUCUAGAAAAUCGAGUGGCUGUGCUUGAAAACCAAAACAAGACACUGAUUGAGGAGUUGAAAGCACUUAAGGAGCUUUACUGCCACAAAUCAGAUUAAUUUUGGAUUCCCGUUUUCACUUGUCCAGGUGGGAUAGAGACUGGUUCUGGCUAUACCCAGAAAGACAAAGUAAACUUUUUAUUUUCUAAACAUUUCUUUUUUUCUAUGCGCAAAACUGCCUGAAGCAACUACAGAAUAUACUUCAUCUGUGCUUUGCAUCAAACUGUGAAUGUUCAAGUACUUGCCUCCUCUUCUCCCCCUACAAGAUUAUUUUCAUCAUCAAUCUCAGCGUGAAGAAGAAGAACAGGCUUCUUUCUCGUCUCGCCAUCCUCUUCAAGGAGUAACAGUGGUCACUUGAGAAGUUACUGUGGGGAGGGUCCUUUUGUAAUGAUUUCAAGAAUUUGUGCUGAGCUCUUUCCAUUGCCUUAGAGACAGAAUCACCCCAGCCUCUUGGUCCAGAGAACUGUGGGCCACAUACAUGGAGCAUGCAUGGUGCAAUGAGGAAGCAAUGGUUGCCAAAUUGGUUUUACAUAUUCAUUAUGAACUAUAAAAAUACACGGUUAAGUGGCAUGCCAAAUGAAAGGCGCUUCACAGUCAUGUUCUUGGUGUGGAGAUAACAUACCUUUUUCAAACUAGCCCAGGAGCGGUUUUGAUUUGUAAUGUGUAUUAAGCCCUCCUGGACUAGUAAAAACUUCUCCAUACCUCAGAAACAAAUGCAUUGAAAUGAGCUUCACUGGUCAGUUGUUGCUUCUCGAAGCUUAUUUAUGCAAGUGUGUUCAGCAUUCUGAAUGCACAAAAAGCAAACAUCAACUUCAUAGGAUAUUGGUUGGGAAAUGAUAUUUGGAUGGGAAAGGAAUAAAAAAAGUACAAUAGUGACAUUUAGAAAACAGUCACGUAGUAAGCGAGGGUAACACAUGAAAGCACUACCUAUUUGUGUGCAGAAAAACUAAGCAGUUGAAGCAUGGCCAACUCCACGUUAUACUCCCUGACGACAGUAUAGUCUGUGUCCCAAGUCCUCUCAAGCAAUGAGAUUAUUUCUAUUUCCCUACCACUAUCUUAUGUAAUGGAAAUUAUUGUACUCAAUGGAGACAUCAGCUUGGUUUGCUAGAUUCUUUUUCAAACUUUGAGGCUGCCUUCCAUGCAUAAAUUAAAUUGCAGUAUGACAACUACCAGGACAACCUCAAAUAUUGAAGAGGACUUCAAACACAAAUAUUCCAACUUCUGCUUCGCGAGGGACAACAUUAAUUCUUUGAACCUGGGCAGGGUAGCUAAAUUCUCAAUUUAUUCGGAGGAUUUUUUCAUGUAAAGGGUCGGAUUUACCGAGUAGUUUAUUCCUGUAAGUAAAAUUACUCCUGUGCCUCAGACAUUUGCAAGAUCAGUGUUUUUGUGUGCACUGAGGAAAUGUGAUCUUUCCCAGAUUUACAUUGUUAAAAACAACUUUGUACUAAGUGUUAGGACUUCAGAAGAAUCAUGCUCAAAAAGAACCAAAAAAGAAUGUCAAGAAGUUGUCAAAAAAAAUGUGUCAAAAAGAAUCAUGUGCAGUUUGUUUACUGGCCCUCUGAAGCCAGUCUCUUGAUACAUUAACUUGGAUCAUUUGAUGAAGUAAGUUUACUUUGGGCUUAUGGUCAAACUUUUAUGUAUAGAGACAUAUGAAUAAGACUGAUCUGUACUAAUGCCUUGCCUAGCGAAGUAUUAGCUAAUACUGUUUUCCCAUUCGCUCUAUCUGUUUUUAAGAUAAAUUGCAAACAUGAGCUUCUAAAAGGUUAUACAAUCAAUGUGAUGUUAUACGAAGAACAUUUGGAAGACUCUGGGCAGUUGAGUCUCAAACAGCUAAGCAGUAUUAAAAGUUCUAGUUUUCUCAUUUGAGAGGGCAUUCAGUUUCCAAGAGACUUUAAAAGCAGCAGGGUUAAACUUGUAGCAUUAUUGUUAAAUUUAGAGUUACCAAUAACUUCAAAUUAUGUUUGUAUUUCAAGAAGAGAACAUAAGUAUCAAAAUUAUGAAAGAAUUCAUUUUCACAAGUGUUGAGGAGGUUUAUAAAUGGUCUAUUUUUAUCUGCCAUAGAGAAUUGAUUUUCAUGUUUUUA
This is a messenger RNA of Aptenodytes forsteri (emperor penguin), 3016 nucleotides long. RefSeq names its product cAMP responsive element binding protein 1 (gene CREB1). Gene Ontology annotation, biological process: regulation of transcription by RNA polymerase II. The record is from RefSeq and is a predicted model, not a curated record. Gene Ontology annotation, cellular component: ATF4-CREB1 transcription factor complex; nucleus. Lineage: Eukaryota; Metazoa; Chordata; Aves; Sphenisciformes; Spheniscidae. The transcript has 7 exons. Gene Ontology annotation, molecular function: protein binding; DNA-binding transcription factor activity, RNA polymerase II-specific; cAMP response element binding. The coding region runs from base 10 to 993 and encodes 327 amino acids.